Messenger RNA from Athene cunicularia (burrowing owl), 1398 nucleotides. It is a transcript of the gene NKIRAS2, whose product is annotated as NFKB inhibitor interacting Ras like 2. Gene Ontology annotation, biological process: canonical NF-kappaB signal transduction. The transcript has 3 exons. The coding region runs from base 14 to 487 and encodes 157 amino acids. The record is from RefSeq and is a predicted model, not a curated record. NCBI's taxonomy places the organism in Eukaryota, Metazoa, Chordata, Aves, Strigiformes, Strigidae. Gene Ontology annotation, molecular function: GTPase activity; GTP binding.
CUUCUGCUCCGAGAUGAUCGAGACCCAGGAGGACAUUUACGUGGGCUCCAUCGAGACCGACCGGGGCGUGCGGGAGCAGGUGCGCUUCUACGACACGCGGGGCCUGCGGGACGGCCUGGAGCUCCCCAAGCACUGCUUCUCCUGCACCGACGGCUACGUGCUGGUCUAUAGCACCGACAGCAAGGAGUCCUUCAAGCGAGUGGAGCUCCUCAAGAAGGAGAUUGACAAGUCCAAAGACAAGAAGGAGGUCACCAUCGUGGUUCUGGGCAACAAGUGUGACCUGCAGGAGCAGCGCCGGGUGGACCACGACGCAGCCCAGCACUGGGCCAAGGGCGAGAAGGUGAAGCUGUGGGAGGUGUCCGUGGCCGACCGGCACACGCUGAUCGAGCCCUUCAUCUACCUGGCCAGCAAGAUGACGCAGCCACAGAGCAAGUCUGCGUUCCCCCUGAGCCGCAAGAACAAGGGCAGCGGCUCCAUGGAUGGCUGAGCCUUGCUUUCCCUUCCCUUCCAUUGCCACCUCCUCUUCCUCACCUCCCCGUUUCCCUUGCACAUGCCUCCUGCCGAGCCUGCGGGAAGCACGGCGGCACGAGGAACGGGCGCCCCGGGGCUGGGGGUGCUCUCUGAGGACGCGAGAGGUGAGCCAUCUCCUGCCCCAGGACAGGGGCUGCUCCCCUCCCUGCCCGGCCCUGCAGACGCUGGAGGUGCUGCAGGAAAGCCAGGGACCCCCGAGGGAGGCCCCCCCGCUCUCGGGGUGCAGGCUGGCGCACCCCAGGGUGCCGGAGGGGAGGCGCAGUGGCGGGUGGCAGCAGGUGGGGGUCAGCUCCUCUCCCCGGACCUGCCGUGGUUUGUAUUUACCGAUAGCGGGUGUGAAAAGCUGGGUGCUGGCCCAGCCGCUGUCGGGGCGGCUCUCCCGUGCCCCAGCCGGUUCUGCGGGGCUGCAGCAUGCCCCGGCAGCAUGCCCCGGCAGGUUGCCCCGGCAGGUUGCCCCUGGCCGGGCACUGCUCCCUGCUCCAGGGAACGCGCAGUGCGGAGCGGGGCAGGAUGCUGGUGCUGAGGGCAGGUGGCCCACGGCCGCCCCGCUGCAGCCCCCCUCUCCUGGGAGCAGGCUCAGUCCUGACCUCGGAGAAGCGGGGACACACCUGCACCCCGCCGUGCUCGGGGCGCUCGCUGCCCCUCUCUCCUCUCAGAACCACCCCAAGUCAGGGAGGGGGUCCCAGCCCUGCCCAGCAGCACGUGUUCCCUUGGCUAGCCUGGAUCUAGGAAAAAAAAAAGUGACGAGAAAGCCCUGGCUUGUUUAUACUUGUUCCUUUUAUUUACUGAGUAACACAAUAAAGCGAUGAGAUUCGAUUAUCAAAAUAUUUUCCUUUUUUUUUUUUUUUUUUCCCCCAACAGCUAUAG